This is a messenger RNA of Anguilla anguilla (European eel), 1331 nucleotides long. Its product is annotated as mast cell protease 4-like. Gene Ontology annotation, molecular function: serine-type endopeptidase activity. Gene Ontology annotation, biological process: proteolysis. The coding region runs from base 256 to 1056 and encodes 266 amino acids. The transcript has 4 exons. NCBI's taxonomy places the organism in Eukaryota, Metazoa, Chordata, Actinopteri, Anguilliformes, Anguillidae. The record is from RefSeq and is a predicted model, not a curated record.
CAAGAUCAUAGAGAUGGCCUCUCUCUCUCUCUCUCUCUCUUCUGACCCAGGUGAUGACUUGAUUGAGUUGAAUAUCACCAUGCCUGCUUAUGUAUACAAUAUGUAUAUGCACCUAAUUUACAUUUCUUAUUUUCCCUUGAUGAUUAGUGGUCCCUCAAGUGUUUUAUUUGCAGUGUUCAUACCUCGUCAUUUUGAAAGUCUUUAAUUUUCGUCCUUUGUGUAACUUUUAAAAGUAUUGAUGAGGGGUGAUAGAGAAUGUACGUUAAUGUAAAUGUAAUGAAUGUGGGGAAGGAUAAAAAUGCUCAUUGGCUAAAAUCUCUUUCUGUCCUAGCCCAACAGGACUCAGGCAUUGUGAAUGGCAAGGAGGCUCGCCCACACUCCAGGCCUUACAUGGUCUCUGUGCAGCAAGGAAACGAGCACUUCUGUGGAGGUUUCCUGGUGUCCAACUCCUUUGUAAUGACAGCAGCACAUUGCGGGGAGAGGAGAGAGAGCCUGACAGUUCUGCUUGGGGCCCAUGACAUUUCUAAGGAAAAAAAGUCAAUCAGGGUUAAAGUGGCUAAAUACCACAUCCACCCUAAGUACAAUGCUAGCACACUGGAGAAUGACAUCAUGCUGUUGCAGCUCAAGACUGCAGUUCAGAAGAGCAAAAAAGUGGAUAGGAUCCCCCUGCCAAAGAGAGAUGAAGACAUCAAGCCCAAAACGCUCUGCAGUGUGGCAGGAUGGGGGGCCACUGAAACGAACGGGGCCUUAAGCUCACGCCUCCUGGAAGUCAACGUGAGUGUCGUGGACCGAAAGCUGUGCCAAGAAAUAUGGAAUGAACCAAUCACAAACAGGAUGGUGUGUGCUGGGGGAAUUGUCGGCAACAGAGGAAUCUGCCAGGGAGACUCAGGGGGUCCCCUGGUGUGCAGUGGAGAAGCCGUGGGAAUCGUUUCCUUCAACUAUAAAAAAAAUUGCACCUACCCAAAUCGGCCCAACGUUUAUACUCAGAUCUCAAAGUUCUUGCCCUGGAUUAAGAAGUACAUCAACAACACUUCUUUGUCCUUCUUGAAACCUUAAUGGCCUCACUCUUGUGUAGACAAAUACCUCCCUGGUAGCUGGAUGGUGAAAAUGCCCAGGGACACAAGCAGAUGGAAUCCCAGGUAUCUUAUAAUGUGCUUCACCAUGCACUUAUCUUUACAGCUAACAUUAAGCUAAUUCCAUUUCAAAUAUCGAUACUGCAUGUUUAGAUGUGAUCCACUGAGUUUUGUUUAUUAGUCAAUUCUGCAUUUCCCCCAUGCAAAUGCUGUGGUUCUGGCAUUACAUUAGCUUCAUUAAAAUGCAUGCAAAUAUGA